Dichomitus squalens LYAD-421 SS1 is the source of this 979-nucleotide messenger RNA. RefSeq lists its product as uncharacterized. The annotation marks the transcript as partial. The record is from RefSeq and is a predicted model, not a curated record. The transcript is spliced from 2 exons. Lineage: Eukaryota; Fungi; Basidiomycota; Agaricomycetes; Polyporales; Polyporaceae.
AUGUCAGACAAAGUCGACUCGAGCUCUCUCUCCUCUCUCUCCAACAUCAACCAGUACCCCAACUGGGCUGCGCAGAUGAAGGGCUAUCUCAUCAUGAUUGGUUCCUGGACUGUCACCAACUCGGCACCCACUACUACGGCUACUACUGCAACGGCUGAAGAACUUAAGGAGCAUGACCUUAAGGUUCAACGGGCCCAGGGUAUCAUCAUGAUGAAGGUCGAUCGUUCACUCCAUCGUCCCCUCGAAGAUGAUGCUGGCAAUCCCAAGCAACCGCAUGCGAUGUGGAAGGCUCUCAAGGACACCUUUGGCACUCCUGACGCCGCUGCUAAGCCCAUCCAGCACCAGUUUGACCAACUCGUCACUCGUCUCAAGGAGAUUAAGGAUAGCGGCCUUGCACUCCCUGAGAACCUUCAGGCGAUGCUUGUCCUGUCCAAGAUCCCUGAGUCCUAUCGCAACCUGAUCUCUGGCCUCCUCACCUCGGUCGAGCUCAAAGACCUCAAGGUCGAUACGGUUCGCGAGAAGACUCUCGCCUACGAGAAUAUUCAGAGGACGGGUAUGGCAAACUGCACUUCGGCGACUCGUGUUUCUCAGACCAAGCCCAAGAAGAAAGGCCCUUGUGGUCACUGCGGCGGCAAGACUCACGAUGAAUCUUCUUGUUGGAAGAAGUAUCCUGAGAAGAAGCCGAAGGGUGGGGGGAACAAGAAGGACGAGAAGGGCAAGGGAAAGGACAAUGGACCUCCGCAUAAUCACUCGCACACUACCGUCAAUGAGUCUUCGUCAGCCAAUGUACUAGUAUCUACUACUGCUGAAGCUUCGCAAUCGAUCUCCGCUUCUUUCUACGGCUCGUCUUCGGACGAUUAUCGGUUGACUACUUGGCUGAUGGACUCAGGUGCUUCGGAACACAUCACCCCUUACUUCGACGACUUCGACACCUAUGAGGAGUUUGCCUCUCCAAUGGUCUUCGGCACUGCUGCAGCCG